Molecule: messenger RNA, 2381 nt
Organism: Sceloporus undulatus (fence lizard)
Lineage: Eukaryota; Metazoa; Chordata; Lepidosauria; Squamata; Phrynosomatidae
Gene: TMBIM6
Product: transmembrane BAX inhibitor motif containing 6
Exons: 10
Coding region: 172-882 (236 amino acids)
Biological process (GO): negative regulation of endoribonuclease activity; negative regulation of apoptotic signaling pathway; negative regulation of RNA splicing
Cellular component (GO): mitochondrial membrane
Molecular function (GO): enzyme binding
Source: RefSeq, a predicted model, not a curated record
GGGCGGGGAGGAGAUAAAGGGGAGGGGCGGAGGCGGACGAGGGCCAGAGACACGUAACGCUCGGAGAGGAACGGCGGCAGCAGCUGUUGAGCUUCGGUGGCGACGAGGAACUCCGCAGCAGAUUGUGUAUUUUGACAUCAAGAAAGUUGUGUCAACCUGCUGGCUAGCAAAAUGGAUGUUUUCAACAGGAACAUAAAUUUUGAUGCUCUCUUCAAAUUCUCCCACAUCUCCACCUCAACCCAGCAGCACCUGAAGAAAGUCUAUGCUAGUUUUGCACUAUGCAUGUUCCUAGCAGCAGCUGGAGCAUACAUCAAUGUGGUGACUCAGCUGGUGCAGUUCGGUCUGUUGACUGGCCUGGGAGCAUUGGGUCUUAUGAUCUGGCUGAUGGCCACACCCCACAGCCGUGAAACAGAAGAGAAACGGCUGGGCAUGCUAGCAGGCUUUGCUUUCCUCACUGGAGUCAAUCUAGGUCCUCUGCUGGAGAUGUGCAUUGCCAUCAACCCCAGCAUCAUCCCAACUGCUUUCCUGGGCACAGCUGUAAUCUUCAGUUGCUUCUCCCUGAGUGCCCUCUUUGCCAAGCGCCGUGCCUAUCUGUACCUCGGAGGUAUCUUGUUUUCUGGCCUGUUCCUGAUGCUCUUCUUUUCCCUGAUCAACAUUUUUGUAGGCUCAACUUGGCUCUUCACAGUUAAUCUCUACAUUGGACUUAUGGUCAUGUGUGGCUUUGUGCUGUUUGACACUCAGCUCAUAAUUGAGAAAGCUGAGAAUGGAGACAAGGACUAUAUCUGGCACUGUGUGGAUCUCUUUCUGGAUUUUGUCAACAUCUUCCGAGAGCUCAUGGUCAUCUUGGGCAUGAAUGAGAAUAAGAAGAAGAAAGAAAAGUGAAGUUACACCAGCUGCCUGUGUGGAACCUACGUUUUCCGGCCCUUCCCAUUUGCCUCUUUCUUGCUUCCAUCCAACUUGACCUGCAUUAAAGGUGUCCCCCACCCUAUUCUGUGUGAAUGAGAAGCAUCUGUGACACUUUCAUACUUUGUGGAAAUUGGGUGUUUUCCCCCCUCUUGGUUUUUUGAGCCUCUUUGAAAGAGCUAACUGGCUGAUCCUAAUGCUGGAGUCUGGCUUUGCUCCACUUUUGUGUGUAAACACACUAUUCCCCUUCCCCUUUUUUUGUCUGUGACUACUGUCACUCAGGUCUGUCCUGUUGACAAUGAUCCCACAGUUGCCACUGGGUAGCUCAAGGUAACUUCUCAUCCCUCUCUGUUCCCCAUCCCAGGCACCAUGAGAGUUAAGGGUAAGAGAGGGAGACAAGUUCACACUUUGGUGCUGUGGGACAAUUUCUGCUGUUGGUAAAAACUACUGUUUCGCACUUGUCUCCAAAACAAAUAGAACUGGCCCUUUGCAAGGACUUUUUUAGGAUACCCAUGUUACUCAAAUGGCUUUCCAGGAACACAAGGACAGCUGUAUCUGGAGAUAACAAGACUUGCCCAAGGUCCUCACAACUUGGAGUGGCAAUGAUGAGAGCUUGCUGACCCAGUGUGCUUCCUACCCUCCCCCCAGCCCCUAGUUUUGCUGCUGGGUGGCAAAAACUAGCUGCCAUGCAAAUGAGACUUUUUUUCUAGUCCCCAUCUUGGAAGUUAGCAACUGCCACAAACAGUCCCUUGAGCCAGGCAUUGAUUGGUCUGGAUAAGGUUCAAUCUGGUUUAAUGCUAUUUUGGGCCUUAGACAGGUAAUGCUUAGCUUUGCUGAUUAGAAAGAGCCCUGCACUUUGGAAUUCAGGGAGCUGAGACCAACCUAGCUCUGCAAAUCUUUCCAGGAGCAUAAGCUGUGGUUGUGAGAGAGGUAGCCAUGUUAAGAUGCAACUGUGUCUUCCCUUUUAACAUCUGUGGGUGAAUGUGCUGGAGUGGAAGCAUCUGACAUCCAGUGAGACGAGCUGCUCCUGCCUAUUGGAAGCAGGAUGGAAUCUACAAUUCAGCAUAAAUCCAGCUCCAUGUAUAAGCCUGUUAAGGAGCCUGAAAAACUUACCCUGCAGCAAACUAGAUAAUGUUGAUCUUCCCUUCUUGGCACCCAAAGCCAGACUCCAACUCUGCUUGCUUGAGAAUAAAGGAAUUUCCCUUCUUCUUACUCUCCCUUUCUUCCCCCUUUGGAACCAGUGCCAAGAACUAAGCUUCGAGAGAUAUACUUUAUAGAGACCUUGUCUAACAGGUUUUAAUACAGUAAUGAUUACACUCUGUCGCUCAUUGGAUGUCCAGCUCUGGCUGCAUUCUCUAGACUCCUUACUGUGAAGAGACAGGGGUUUUAAAAAAAGGUGUUUUGAUUCAAAUAUGAAAUUUACAUUGUCUUGCUUUGUACGGGAAAAUAAAAUAUUAAAAUAAAAAUCCUCAAAUUUA